Messenger RNA from Rhopalosiphum padi (bird cherry-oat aphid), 3351 nucleotides. Its product is annotated as kappa-type opioid receptor-like. NCBI's taxonomy places the organism in Eukaryota, Metazoa, Arthropoda, Insecta, Hemiptera, Aphididae. Gene Ontology annotation, molecular function: neuropeptide Y receptor activity. Bases 395 to 1660 code for a protein of 421 amino acids. The record is from RefSeq and is a predicted model, not a curated record. Gene Ontology annotation, biological process: G protein-coupled receptor signaling pathway. The transcript is spliced from 4 exons. Gene Ontology annotation, cellular component: membrane.
CGGACGCGCUGCCAGAGUUACGUCCACACGCUUGUCCGUUGUGCAUGUCGUUGCGCGUGUUAUUCGUCCCGACAGUCCGUAACCGUGAAAUUUGCCGCGUACGAAAUAAACAAUAUAAUAUUAAUAAAUUAGAUUAUUGGACGAUAAUAUUCAAAAUAAUUUAUCAUACACGAUCGAGCGUUCGACCGACGACGAAAUGUGAACGAUUUGCCAGCCGCCGUUACUGUUAUUUUUUUUUCCUCCUCUGUGCUCGUUUUGAUUAGGUUGGCAUGCGAAAUUCUAUGUGCGACUGCGGUGACUUUCCUGGUUAUCGCCAACAAGCAGCAGCGGCGGCACCUCUGUACAAACUAUAACGGUCACGGUACUCGGAGACUAGCGUAGUUCGGCGCACAAAAUGAGUCUGUUCAACACGUCGUACCUGAUGGGCAACGACACGACGGGCGGAUGGGGUCCAAGGUAUUUUUUCACGUUCUACUCGGAGUUCGGCGACGAGCAGGCCGAGUCGGCUGUCGAGGUGACAGUGUUCAUGGUAAUAUUCGCCGCGUCCGUCAUGGCCAACGUGUCCAUCGCUUGGGCCGUGCUCAGAUACCGGGAGAUGCGCACCGUCACCAACUGCUUCCUGCUCAACCUCACCGUGGCCGACCUACUGUUCGCCGUCACCACGCCGGCGCUAGCCUACGUCCGUGUUCGGCCCGACUGGCCGUUCGGCGAUUUUGUAUGCCGGUUGUUGCCUUACUCGCAGUUCGUUUGCGGUUUCGUGCUGCUGUGGACGCUGACGCUGAUCAGCAUGGACCGGCACCGGUGCAUCGUCGUGCCGCCAUACCGAUCUCAGCUGACUCCCCGCCGUGCCACCGUGCUCACCGUGCUCACGUGGCUGAUCGCGCUGGCGGUGUUCAUGCCAGUGCCGUUCUGGUUCCACGAGCAGGCCGUGAUGGGCGGCACCGCGGUGAACGUGUGCACGCUGGUGUUCCCCAAGAACGACACGUUCAAGAUGUCCAUCGUGUUCACCGUGUCCGUGGUGUCGCUGUCCUGCAUCCUGCCGCUGUCGCUGUUCGUCUACCACUACCAGCGGAUAUUCCACAAGUUGAACAAGACCCGACGGCGGAUCGAACACUCCGUCUCGCAUCGGUCCACCGCCGUCCACACUGCGUCCCGGAACAGCCUGUCGCCGCCCACCAACGGUUCCACGCCGCAGGUGUUGGUGCGGCACGAAGAGCUCCGGUACAGGAAACACGUGCGCGUGGUGCGCGUGCUGCUGAUCAACGUGAUCGUGGUGCUGGUGAUGUGGCUGCCGAUCACCGUCGUGAUGUGCCUGAUCUACGUGGACGGCAGCCGGGACACGGAGGACACGGGCUACUUCCUGCGGUCGCACCACUUCAUCAUGGGCCUGCUGUUCGCGCUGCUCAACACGGUCGUCAACCCCAUCCUGUACGGCGUGCUGUCCGAGAACUUCCGCAAGUGUUUCGCCCGGCUGUGGUUCAUAUCGAAGCGCCGGCGGGCCAUGCACAGGGAGCUGCUGGACAACGCCAGCAAGGGCGGCGCCCGGACGCCCAGCAACGGCCACUACAACUCGACGCUGCAGCCCGGCAGUUCGGCGUCCGUGGUCGAGCUGCCGGUCACCGCGAUCGUGUCGUCGUCCGCCACCAACGAGUGUUGGUGACGGGGUGCGGACGACGCUCGACCGUCCUCCCCGUCACGCCGCCCCAUGUCCGCACACUUCAACCCCGUCACGACCGAAUAGAGAACACGUCGUUAUUAUUAGUAUUAUUUGUUAAGUAUAACAUAAUACGUAAUAUCGUGUUAAAACGACGACGGAACGUACAUAGGUUUAUGAACUGUUCAGUUGCAGGACGUAUCAUGUAUACGGUGGUUUAUACUGGCGCAAAUCGCACGGGUGUGAAGGGUGCCUAGAUUUAAUACGACCUAUACCUACUUAUUUUAAACCCAUAAUAUUAUAUAGCACCCCGAAUCCUGCAGUGAUUAUAUAGAAAAUAAUUAAAAAUCUCGAGCACCUACCAGAAUGGGUCGAUAUAGACUGUCGGGCUUAUGAAUUAUAAUUUAUUCCGCGGCGAACACCGGAAGACAUGUAGCUAGGUAGUCCUUAACGAAGAAACUAUUUUGAAUAAAUAAUAAUAUUAUACCUAACUGUAUUGUUACAUAUAAGCAAAUACAAAUAAUUUGUACUGCAUAAAUAAUAUUAUAUAGUACCUACCCACCUAUAAUGGAUUUAAAUUAAUAAUUUAUUUGAUUCGAUCGAUAAAGAGAUAUCAGAUAUAAUGGAUACCUAUGUUUCCUCUAAAACGUCUUCGAUGCUUAAACACACUAUAAUAGUUUUAGAUGAUUUGCGCCUAUUACCUAUACAUAGGCAUGAGUACCUACAUAAUAUCAUAUGUUCUAUGCACCGUUUUACCUCUAACAAACCACUACCUCUCAGCCCCAUCAUAUUAGUUCAGCGCAUAUAAUAUGCAUGCGGAUUAGGUCGGGUUUAAGUCUAUAUAGAUGACGUCUAACCUUACCCAAUCGCAAGACUACGGUAAUAAGAGUUAUUAUACGGAUUAUAGCGAUAUGUACAUAAUAUGGUUCCCGAACUGUACGUCCCCGAGUGUAGUCAAAAACAUCCCCUCCCCACCACCACCACCAACCCCAUCCUGAAAGCACGCCAUGACAUCGGAUGAUCUCACUAUAAUAAUUUAAUGUUAUGAAUGUUAUGAUAAAAUAUAUUAUUGUAAUGUAAAUAUUAUUAUUUAUUAUAAAUACGAUAUAGACUUAUCUUAUACAUACCUAUACAGUAUACACGUUAUAUAUAAUAAUAUAUAAUAAUUAAUAAUAAUAUAUUAGUGGGUAUAUACCUAACCCGUUAUUCGUCAUAUACGUUUAUUAAUUGAAUUGAUGUUAUUAUUAGUUAUUACUAUUAUUACUAUUGUCCUAUUGAUAUAUAUUGUAUCAUAUAUUUUUUUAGUUUUGUAGAAUGUCGUCUUUUUUUUUUUUGUAGCAUAAACGUUUUUUAUUUAUAUGUUUAUAUCCAAGAACAUACUACAAAAUAUUAUUAUAAUUGUGUGACUAUUUAUUUAUUAAAUCGAUGUAUAUAUGAUUAUUUAAUCGGUGUAACGUAAGCAAACGUGGGAAACGAUGUACCAAAGUGAUUUUUUUUUAUGUUUAACAUGUUAUUUUAACGAGUCCCAUGUGUUACCCAAUAUAAUUACAUUAUUAUUUAUUAUUUAUAUGUUAUCCAUAUCGAUUUUUUUACGAGAUUAUUUAACUGAACAUUUGUAAGACAUACACAUACACUGAUACACAUAAAGAGUUGUGAAUAUAUUUUUAAAAAUAAUUACUUAAACAGAUAAAACCAUA